Molecule: messenger RNA, 5125 nt
Organism: Lineus longissimus
Lineage: Eukaryota; Metazoa; Nemertea; Pilidiophora; Heteronemertea; Lineidae
Product: WD repeat-containing protein 26-like
Exons: 14
Coding region: 195-1901 (568 amino acids)
Biological process (GO): proteasome-mediated ubiquitin-dependent protein catabolic process
Cellular component (GO): GID complex
Molecular function (GO): protein binding
Source: RefSeq, a predicted model, not a curated record
GUCGAGAAUCCGCGGAUUGGUGUUGAUACUCCUGAUUAUAAACCCGUUUUUCUCCCUGAUUUCUACCCGUGUCGUUCUGUUUUGCGACAGAUUCCACACACGGGAAAAGGGAAGCAAGCCUGGCAUCGUCCUCGGAGUCCGAAGACGGUGGAGUUUCGUCCCCACCGCGGAAAAAGCAGCGUUUAUCCGACACUAUGCAGGCCAAUGGCUGCCCUCAGCACAAUGGCGAUACUGGAGAAAGUUCUUCCCAAAUCACUAACGGAGCUUGCUCCGUUGAUGCCGUGAACGGUGAUGCAGGCCACUCUGCUGGUGGCCAAAAAGACAUGUCCCAGACAGACCAGGAUAUUGUGCGAUUGAUAGGACAGCAUCUGAAAGAAAUGGGACUUGAGCGCACAGUUGAACAGCUGAUGACAGAGUCGGGAUGCAUGCUGGAACAUCCUGCUGCUGCUAAAUUCCGAUCUCAUGUGAUGGAUGGAGAAUGGGAUAAGUCCGAUGUCGAUUUGAAUGAGCUGAAGGCUCUGGUAGAGUCGCAGCAAGGCAUUUUGAGGAUGAAGUUUCUGUUGCUUGAACAGAAAUACCUUGAGUUGUUGGAGGAUGGGAAACUACUGGAAGCAUUGCACUGUCUGCGUAAUGAGCUCUCUCCUCUGAAGUAUAAUACAGAAAGAGUGCACGAACUUAGUUCGUUCAUGAUGUGCAGUAAUUCAGAUGAUCUUAAAGAAUCCGCUGAUUGGGAAGGAAAAGGCAUAUCGUCUAGGUCGAAAUUGGUAGAGAAAUUACAGUCUUUUCUGCCUCCCACAAUUAUGUUGCCGCCGCGGCGUCUUCAGACCCUAUUGAACCAAGCAGUCGAGUUACAGAAAGACCAAUGUCCAUAUCAUAAUACCAAGUAUGAUGCUGAGUCAGUGUCAUUGCUGGUUGACCAUGUCUGCAGUAGGGAACAAUUUCCAUGUGGUACUCUCCAGAUUCUUAACGACCAUUGUGAUGAAGUGCUGUUUGUCAGUUUUUCACCAGAUGGCACCAAGUUGGCCACUGGAUCAAAAGAUGGGACGCUCAUUGUAUGGGAAGUGGAUCACCAAACAAAAGAACUAAGGCACCACCGAACAUUUGAAGGCCACUCUUAUGGUGUUUCAUAUAUAGCUUGGAGUCCUGAUAACGUCUAUAUCAUAGCUUGUGGGCCAGACGACUGCUCAGAACUGUGGCUGUGGAAUGUUGAUAAUGGAGAUUUACGGGUGAAGAUGAGCCAGUCUCCUGAAGACAGUCUAACCUGUGUGGCAUGGCAUGUCGACAGUAAGAAAUUUGUGACUGGUGGAACGCGAGGGCAGUUUUACCAAUGUGAUCUUGAUGGCAAUGUGUUGGACUCCUGGGAAGGGGUCAGGGUGCAGUGUCUAGCCUGUCAAAAAGACGGAAAGACUGUUUUCGCAGCUGAUACACAUCGGCGAAUAAGAGGGUACAACUUCGAUGAAUUAACUGAUUUCCACGUAAUUCAAGAAGAUCACCCCAUAAUGUCUUUCACAAUCAACGAUACGGGAAGAUUAGCACUUUUAAAUGUAGCAACUCAGGGUGUGCACUUAUGGGAUCUGAAGGAUCGCUGCUUAAUAAGGAAAUACCAGGGUGUGACACAGGGGUUUUAUACAAUACACUCAUGUUUUGGGGGAAUGAAUCAAGAUUUCAUUGCCAGUGGCAGUGAAGACCAUAAAGUAUAUAUCUGGCAUAGGAAGAAGGAGGUGCCAAUAGCGGUGCUAGAGGGUCAUACUCGCACAGUCAGUUGUGUCAAUUGGAACCCAACUCUACCUGGCAUGCUAGCCACUGCCUCGGACGAUGGCACGGUCAGAAUAUGGGGCCCACUUUCAUAUAGACAUAAAUCUAGUAAUAUCAUUGUUCCCACCUCUUCUUCCAGAUGUUAGUGACAACACAUCUGGGCGAAGUACCCCAGUAUAACCAAAACCACGGUAUUUAGCCUGAAGAAUCAUAGACUUAAGUCCUCAGUCAUAUUCCUGGCAGCGGAAACACUCAAAGCAGGAGGAGAUAAGUUAUGCAAUUGGUGGAAUAUCGAUGUUUUGCAUAAUCGUCGUGGACGUAGUGUUGAUCAGUCUCAGUCAUGAAUUCUGGAAAUCGUGGAUGUUACUAAUGAGAAUAAAAGAACUGAUUCUGUAGUGAUUGAAAUAUGCUACUGGAGUACACGUAGGAAUGUCAUGGAAGAAAAACUAACAACUGCUGUUUUGAUGGAAUGGCAGAUGAGAACUAUUAUAUGCAGAAAGAACAUUUCAAUGGAGUGGAGUUUAGUGGUAGCAGUGGUAGCAGUUGUUGUGUUUGGAUAUUUGAAGCUGAGGCUUCUAUAAUUAAAGGAAUGACCUGCAGUUGAUGCUGAAGUAGUUCAUAGAAAUGUGGGGUCGAGUUGUCUUGGAGAACAAUGCACUCUUCCCUGAAGGUAGUAAUCGUGGAAAGGCUGUGCCUUAGCUUGUGUAGUGGAUUUGAACAGAGAGUUUCAUUCAGUGUGUCCAGUGCAGUGUUUUCCACUAUUUUGAGUGCCAGAUACUUCGGAAAGACGAAAUGAGCCUUUCCAACCUUCAGUUCACCCAGAGCUCAAGAAUGAUAACAAAAAAGUGCUUGCAGUGCUCAGUUGCACUGAAAUUUCACCUUUUGGUGCAUACCGUUACCAGUGUUGGUUCUGUACUAGUAAAAAAAGGAGAAUCUGAAAAUAAUUUUUUGCCCAAAAUUUGUUAGAUUAGGCAAAUGUCAUCGGACAGAGUGGCCAGGUUGUGACUGAGGCCAGUUCCAUAAUUUAUUCAAAUGAACCAAAGUCACCAUCCAUACAUGUACACAUAUUUUGUCAUUCAAUUCAUUUUGCAUCCAUCAUAAUUUCUACAUGAUUUUACUGUAUAAACCAGUUUUACAUGUAAGGUAUGUCGUAGUAGAUUCUGAUGUUGAAAUGUACUGGAUGAAUGUUGUGAGUGACCAUUCUACUCUUGCUUAAUGCUACAUGUAGCUGAUGGGUUAGUGGUAGUCUUUUCAUCUGUCAUGGGAUGUUGUCACCUUUAUUCAAAAGCACAAUGCAGACAAGUGGUUUUUAUCGCAGCAACAAAAAUUGCUUGUCUGCAGGGUUGUUGCUGGUGCCUUCAAAUGCAAUGAUAAUCAAUCAUCAUUGCAACCUGCAAUCAAUGUCAAACCAGUUUGAUUAUAUUGCAGAUUAUUGCACGUCACUGCUAUAAAAAUCCCUUGUCUGCGCAGGUUUGAACUUUUUGUCCCGCCAAAUGAGCAGGAGUGACGGGAUGCAUUUUUUUAUAUCAUCUGAAACUGAAAGUUAUUUAUCUUCAUGUAUUUCCAUGAACAAAUAAGCGUUGGAUACAGGUGUGAUGGAAAGAUAACUUCUUUACCAAAGAAUUGAUUGAAAUCAAAGGAUUCUUCAGGGAUUCUAGAAAUUUUAUGAAUUGUAGAAAAACUAUUUAUAGAAAGAGAUAGUAUGGAAAAGAUUUAUAAAGCUACUUCAAAAUAAGCUAUACAAUAUAAUUGUAAAGAUGUUAUGUAGGGAGAUUGAUAUCGAAAUAGAGUAAAAGGUUUGGGUCUUUGUCAGUACUGUAAGCUCCGAAAUAUUGGCGUCUUGUGUAUUUUGCAUUUGCAGAUAAUUGCGAAAAAGAAAAUUUAAGUUAAAUUACUGUUACUGCGCCAUAAGUAUGAGUCUGACACACUUCUUAGAUGUUGAUGCUGUCGCAACUGACUCCUAGGUCAGCAGUACCAGGCUGCAUGCACUGACUCUGUACAUCAUGAAAGCGGUCAACUAGUCGGGCAUGUCUUAGUAAUGUAUGCAGGACCCCUAUAAUUGGAAAAAUCCACCAAUUAAAGUAAUUUAUUGAUACCAAAAUAUUGCAACCAUUUUAUCCUUCAUGAUACUUGAAGGAUGUAAAAACUGAUGUUGUGAGUGCUGAGGCCGAUGUCAUGUCAUAAAUGGUUCUUCUGUAAUAUUUUCUUAACGGGGACCAAGCCAGGACAAGGAUGCUGAAGUAAGGAGAAAUCUCUUCCGAACUCUUAACAGUCAGAUUGUUGGAGAAUCGCCUCAAAAAUACCAUGAAGGAAAACUUCUUAAUCUUACCAAAAAUUGCCCUCUGGCUUGAUUCCUGUCUGUAAUUGUGUUGGUACUGUUUUCAGUUGAUAUUUAUAUGGAAGCUGGUGAACAUGAUUCAAAGUACUAAAAGGCCUGAGUGAUGUGUAAAAGUAUCGUAUGUCUAUGAAAAUGAUUUGAAAUGUUUUAUGUACAUUUUUAUGACUAUGAGUUAAUUUAAACCAUUUUUCUGGUACAGAUGUGUUUUGUUUAGUGUUCAUUUAUUGGAGACAGAAUUUUUUGGUAGUUUGUAGAAUAUUUUAUACCCAAUAAGGAGAUUUUUCGGGCGACCCUGUCGCACAUGUAUUUGUCAAGUUGAUGCCAGCCUGUUCAAUAAUACAUCCAUGUGACGGAGGGUCCUCAAGCAUAAACAACUGUUUAGUUUCUUCACAUUGCGGAACUUGGCAAAUGUUGUACUGUAACCAUUUGGCAUAGGUGUCGGCUGGUUUUCCUAACACCAUUGAUCAGUUUUGCUAGUCCUUCAUUAGUUUCAUUCCAAUUUAUAGUAAAGGAUUUUGACUUGAUGCAGUCAGCAAUGAAAAACUACAGCUGCCUCACUUGAAUUUCUGGCAGUGCAGGCUCAUCUUUGUGUCUGCCAAACCACUUUAGACUUGGAUUGUUAUGUUACCUGCACACAGUAUUAAAAUAGGGAUUCAAAUUUUCUAACAAACAUACCCUCUCCCAAAUUGGACUUGUCAAUACUACCUGAAGACUUUGAUUUGGCAUGUGUUAUAAAGUACUCAACUGAUGACAUACAUAUGCACAACGCUCGUCAUUUCUUUAAAAAGGGAGUCUAGGGUAAGAACCAGGUACAUGUACAUGUAUGUCAGAUUAUAUUUCAUGAAGUUACCAAUAGGAGUAGAUUCUCAAUAUCAAAAUAAGGUUACAUGUAUUUUGCUGACUGCAUCGAGUCCAGAAUAUCUUGCUUUUCUUUCUCAUUUGUACAUUAGUUUAUGAAAUUCAUCCCCAUGUAUUUUAACACUGUAUGGUGAAACACCAAUGUCUCAUAAUAAAAUAUUUUAAAUUCGAAAA